AUGUCCGCCCCCCGCGCCAACGCGCGCGCCCGCGACGCCGACGUCGUAGACGACCGUCGUCGGGUCCGUCGGAGACGGCGACGCGGCGAGCCCGCGCGCGCUGACCGCGGACGUCGUGAUCGCGCCCAGAGGUUUGAGGUCGAGGUCGAUCGCCGCGGCGCCGUCGCGCUCGACGAGUCGGCACGCGAGCGGGCCCGCGGCGACGAGGAGGACGUUCGGUCGCAGCGCGCCCGCGGACGCGAUCUUCGCGCGCGCGGACGCGUUCCACUGCGGGAGCGCGGGUCGCGGAGCGACGGCGUCGGGUCAGCGCGCGGAGUGGAGUGGCGGAAGAGAUGGCGUCGCGGGCGGCGCGAGGGAGGGAGGGAGGGAGGGAGGGACGGCGGACGGCGAGGCUGUCGGGACGCGGAGGGAGAGGCGGCGACGCGAGGAUCGGAUCAGAUCGGGAUCGCACCAGCGCGAAGACCCUCGGGUGGUCCCCGGCCGCGGCUCGCGCUCUCUCCGCCCUCGCCUCCGCGUCCUCGUCGGCUUCGACGCGCGAGACGAUGUCCUCCUCGAGGGGGGAGAAGAAGUCGCCCAUGCUGCCUUCGCGCGCGAGGAUCUGGCCGACGGAUCUAGCGGACGCGACGUUGAAAAAAUUUCUUCAGACGCUGCGCUGAGGUUUUCGAAACCAUCGAGACGUACCCGCCGGCCACACGCGCCGGCGCGCGGCAGCCGCGUUCGGUCCUUCGAUCCCCCCCGCACUGCCGGUCGACGCGCGAUACCGAUGUCCGCGUUCCUCCCCAACCGCGGCGGCUUCUUCGGCCUCGGACGCGGUCCGUCGCGCUCGUCGUCGUCCUCGCGUCAACAGCGUCGUCGGAUCGCCGCCGAGCGUCCGUCGCGCGCGCUCGUCGCCGUCGCCGCCGCCGCGUCCGGCGGCGCGGCCGC
Messenger RNA from Micromonas pusilla CCMP1545, 924 nucleotides. RefSeq lists its product as uncharacterized. The transcript has a single exon. NCBI's taxonomy places the organism in Eukaryota, Viridiplantae, Chlorophyta, Mamiellophyceae, Mamiellales, Mamiellaceae. Bases 1 to 615 code for a protein of 204 amino acids. The record is from RefSeq and is a predicted model, not a curated record.